GAUUAUACUGUCUGUGGCUCUUAAUCAUGCUGAAUGGAAAAUUGCGAAGUGCGAACUCGUCGUUCGUCUGUAGUGAAGUGCAGUGUUGAACGGAACGUAUUCGUUGAGGGUUGUAUUACUUUGUCGAAGUAAUGUUAUGACGUGCAGUUACUGUCUUUGUUUCCAAACGUUUUAUUUUAAAUUAAAUUGUUUUACAAUGAUGUGAUAGCUGCAAUCAAUCGUGAAAAUCAGUCGUAUUGCGACAUGAUUCUUCCCAAAGUAUGAUCGUGCCAAGAGGAGUUAUUAGCGUAGUUUGUAUUUCGUAUUGGUUAAGUUAUGUGAAUUUAGUGCCAACAAUGAGAUAGUGGAGUGUUGUGAUGUGGUUAUGGGACAUGUGGGGGGUGUUAUGGGCCGUUGGGCACCUGGUGUCCGUGGUGGCGACACCGCUGGAGCCCGCGCCGCCGUCUCCACAAGGGCUGUCACUGACACCUUUCGUGCGUCACUGGAGACCAGCGCACUACGAGCCGGUACUACCAAGCUGUCACCGGAGACGCCGCUACGCCCCGGAGCCAACAACGCCACCGUCCCCGCAGCCGCUGACACUGUCCUUCCACGCUCACAACAGAGAGUUUAAAUUGGUGCUGAGGCCAGAUCCGUCAUCAGUAUUCGCCGACGGUGUCCAGUUUCAUAGCUCGUCAGGCGAGGUGGAUUACAACACGGCGCUGGUCUAUUCGGGAAAACUCGAAGGCGAUGAUUCUUCUCACGUCUACGGUAUCAUUACGUCCGACGGUCUCUUCGACGGCACCAUUUGGACUCCAACGGAAGAGUAUUACGUGGAGCCGCUGUCUCGGUACAAUGUAGACCAUCCAUCCAUGCAUAGUGUAAUUUAUAGAAAGUCUGACGUCCAGCACCCUCAUGAAAACAACGAAGGCACGCCCUGCGCUUCGCAUCUCCUUCACGUGAAACGAACACUCGGGAACAACGCUGAACUCUUCAAUUUCACUGAACAUCGAACAUCGAAAGACGCAACCAGCAAUGACACUACUGAGGAUUUACGUAGCGAAAUUCACAGGCGUAAGAAACGUUGGCUUCCUGAAGACGAAAUGCAAGAUGAUCAGCCAAAGAAAAAUCCCGAAUUACCAUUAGACUUAGACUUUCCCUACACCAGCAACGGCGACCCGUUCGAUAGCAAGCUAAGCACGAGGAAACCGAAAACUAAAAUUGACAAGAGCAACCUAAUAACCAAGGUGCGACUCGAUUCCGAAGAGUCGAGACCGAAACCAAAGACCCACGUCGAAGUGAUCAAAUCGAAGCCCGGCGUCGGGGUGAUCAGCAAAGACAUCGUUAAGAAGGAGCCUGUCGUGUACUCGGUGCUGACGGCGAACGCCAGCGACGACGGGCGACACGUUAACAAACGGGCCACCGUCGACCCGAAGAAAACCACGUGUCUGGUAUACCUGCAGGCCGAUCAUAUGUUCUAUCAACGGUAUGGCUCUGAGGAGGCCUGCAUUGAGGUCAUGACCAGACAUGUGCAGAAAGUCAAUGCAAUAUAUAAAGUAACGGAUUUCAAUCUGGACGGAAAACCUGAUAACAUAACGUUCAUGAUCAAAAGGAUAAAGGUCCACACUCUGGACGCUCUAAAAGACCCGGCUUAUAGGUUCCCUAACAAUUACGGCGUGGAAAAAUACUUGGAGCUUUUUUCGGAGGAGGAUUACGACGCAUUCUGUUUGGCGUACAUGUUUACGUAUCGCGAUUUCGAGAUGGGCACGCUCGGUCUGGCUUGGACGGGCGACCUGAAGAAUGCAGGCGGCGUCUGCGAAAAGAACGGGCACUAUCGAGGCAGCAUGAAGUCAUUGAACACAGGCAUCGUGACGUUACUGAACUACGGGAAGCACGUGCCUCCUGCCGUGUCGCACGUCACACUGGCGCAUGAAAUCGGACAUAACUUUGGCUCGCCGCAUGACCCAGAAAUGUGCACACCAUUCGGCGAAGACGGCAACUACAUAAUGUUCGCAAGGGCAACUAGUGGCGACAGAAAGAACAAUAAUAAGUUCUCCCCUUGUUCCCUGAAGUCCAUUGAUCCAGUCUUAAAUAACAAGGCCAGAUCACCUAAGGGAUGCUUUACAGAGCCGCAGCCCGCCAUUUGCGGUAACGGCGUGGUCGAGGAGGGCGAGGAGUGCGACUGCGGCUGGGCCUCCGAGUGCACGGACGUGUGCUGUCGCCCGCAAGCAGCGCGCCCUCUCUACAAACCCUGCACAUUGACCGAGCACAGCGUUUGCAGUCCCAGUCAAGGUCCGUGUUGCACGGCUUCGUGCACACUCAAGUUCGGUGACAAGUGUCGGUCGGACAACGGGUGCCGCGACGCCGCGCACUGCGACGGCAAGCGUGCCGCGUGUCCCUCCAGCAGACACAAACCGAACAGAACAAGAUGCGACAAAGAACUCGUGUGUUACAUGGGAGAGUGCACCGGCUCAAUAUGCCUGGCAUACGGUCUGGAAUCGUGUCAGUGCUCCCCUCGAAGCGACGACCCUCGGUCCGCUUGCGAGCUGUGCUGCCGCAAGCCUGGCGGGCAGUGCCUGUCCUCCUUCCACUGGAACACCGCCCCGUACGACGUGCCCGACAUGUACGCCAAGCCCGGCACGCCUUGCAAUGACUACAAUGGAUAUUGCGAUGUAUUCCAAAAAUGUCGUGAAGUGGACCCGUCUGGUCCACUGGCGACUCUCCGGAAGCUGCUGUUGUCGGACGAGAGUAUCGCCGGCUUCAAGCGGUGGAUGCUGCGUCACUGGUACGCGGUGCUGCUCAUCCUGCUGGCCGUCAUCGCGUUACUGGUCGCGAGCACCCGUUUCUUCGGUCGUCACGGCAAGAAGCUGAAGUCGGUGACGAUCAUCCACUCGUCUACAACGGAAACCGUUCGACUGCCCGAUGCUGCCGAUCAAGGAUUAAUAGUUCACACUGCUGUCAGAUCAAAAGUGCCAUUAAAGAAGAAGGUAGCUCUCAGGACCAGAGCUUACCGCAACAAGAAGGAUCUCAAAAACAAACAAGGCGACAAGGCACCGCUCUCAGACGGAGCCAAGAAGAGGAAGCCAACAAGUCAGGUCAAACACGAGGAACCGCAGAAAGUGAUCAAGGAGACAACGGCGAUCGUAACCAGCCCAGAGGGGAAGUCCCCCAAACACGUGAUCCUGUCGAAACAUAAAAACAAGGUUAAGAAACGGAAAAUGAAACUGAAGAAGGAGACCAUAGACUACAGCUCCAUGCAGAAGCAUUCCGCCUCGCCCACGAAAGACUCGGAGGCCCUGAGCAAAGUCCAGAAGUGGCUGUUGAGCUCGCCGCAGCCGACUGUCAUACCAAAGUCCAAGUCCAUCCCCCUGGGCCUCACGGAGCGGUCGCACAGGCCCACCUCGAAAGGUCCUCGGAAAACGAGACCGUCGAAGAGCGCCACCAACUUGUUGAGCGGAGAAAAGGCGAGACUCCAAGUCGUAUUCAAACCGCCGUUCCGGUUCAGCGUUAAGAUAUGCAAGAGCGACAAGACCAAAGUGGUUCUAGACAAGUCGUCCAAACCCGACAUCGAGAGGAAACGCCACGAGGCCGCCGCCCAACAUCCCCCCGCGGAUCCCAAACUCAACACAUUCAGUAGAACGAAACCUCAUAAUCCCGCUCGACUUGAAAAUACGCCUUCAAACGCUUCGACCGGAGAAAAGACACAGCACCAAGAUAAAGGCAGUCACGGAUACGAAAACUUGUUGCCCAGGAGCGCCAGUGAUUGCAAACUCACCAAACAGAUGUCCGACGUCAAUCUCAGACACAAGAAGAGCAACUCGGUCGGCCAGAGGAAGAGGACCACCGAGAGCAAACAGAACCUCAUCUGUCACGAAGACAACGACAGCGCGCACCUUUACGAGAACGUGACGUCACCGGAGACGUUCGCGCCGAAGAGCUGCAGCAUGCCGCGGCGACAGCACGGCGCCGCCAUCGCGCGCCAGAGCAGCUACGGGCACCUGCCGCGCGCGCAGCCCCGCCCGCACCGCCGCAGCGCCACCAGCCUCGCCGCCGCCGAACCCGACCUCGACCACUUCUACAGCGUCAUCGCGUCGCUGCGCCGGGACGGACGCGCGCACACCAACACUGCCAGCUCCUCCGCCUCCAACAGGACCAACACAAACAGACCGGCCGGAAGGAGCUCACGACAGAACAGUUCAGUGGAAGCACCGACGCGAUCCAAUCCUGCUUCGCCCUCGAAGCUGAAGAGGCAAGCUAGCGAAGCGGAAAUCACGAAGCAGCAAUGUGACGGCGGCGUGAGGGGCUUCCAGCUAGUUGUGGGGAAGGAGAAACUGAAACGACAGAUGAGCGAUAACGAGCUAUGCAAGUCUCGAGUGCAGCUGGCGAUGCCGAUGUCUGCGGGCGCCGAGCCGCGCCAGCCGUUCUGUUGGAACAAGCGCGCCAGUCUCGACUGCGAGGCCUCCCUGCCCGGAGCCGCGCGGCCCGCGGGCUCCAGGCUCGCCAACAAGCGCACCUACACGUUCGGCGAACUCAAGAACUCUGUCCCCAACGCGACCUCGCCCCCUCCUGAAGACGUCCACAUCUCCCCCGAAGACUUCUUGAAGAUAAUCGAUAACUAGCACAUUCCGAGCGAACUCGUAAGCGUAAACAUAGUCUUAUAAUUUUUAUAUUAAAAAAAAUAAAUGAACAAAUUAAUUAUUAAUAUUGUAAAUUAGUAAUAAUCUAAUAACGAGAUGUAACUAUUAUCGGCUGAUGUAAAUAUUGUAAUUUGCUUUUUAACUUAAGGUCCUAUAAUAAAUAUAGCCCGCCACUGAAACAGAUCAUUGCUCGGCGGAGGGCCCCGCGCCCGUUCUCAUCACUACCCCUAGUUCUUAUUUCGUUGACGAACAACUAAAUUAAUUUUAAUUAAUAAAUAAUUGCAUUAUUAUUAUUAUUGUGUUCGAAGCACAGCCAAGCCGGCAAUGGUCUAGUUUCACUGAACGAUCUCUUGUAAAAUGAAUCUCUAUUUUUUCUACAUGCUAUGUAUUGUACAAAUUUACUCUGGACUUAUAUUGAAAGUGUUCAUCGUAGGUUUAUUUUGAAUUGAACAUUUUUAAAUGAAAUUCUGUUCGUUGGUUUUUUUUUAAGACUUGUCAAUUAUUGAGUCAAUAUGAUUGCGUGUUGUUUUGACAAAGGAAAUAAAACACCAAGCUAUGCUGUUUCACACAAGCAGCCCUGAUCAAUUAUGACCGCGUGUAGUAGGUUUUUGUCAAAGAAAUUAUAGUUUGUCUAACAAAACUGACUGACUUUACAUUUACUACGUCAUAUAUAUAUAAUUGUGAUUGUUUCAACAUUGGUUGUGAACGUUUAUUUAUUUAUGUUUAACUAUCUGAUGGAAUCCUGUGGACGGAAAAACAAGAAGAAGUAACAAUUAAAAGUCCGGUCCUUAACUCUUCCGGUGUUUAUUUUUCUAUUUUAUAUUUAUUAAAAAUUCUUACUGAAUAAAAAAAAAUUAACUGUAAUUUAUUUUUGAACGGUGGCUGACCUAUUUCUCGGUUUCUGGAAUUAAUUUUGCUAAUUUUUAAUCUACGUAUUAGGAUGACAAUAUAGUAGUACAUAAUAAUGUUAAUAUAAUUAUCAUAAUUGUUAAUACGCUGUCUAGAUUAUAAGUACAAAAACGAUUUUUUUUAUACCCUUUUUUUUGACGCUGAACUGCCAUGGGUACGAUUACGAUAUUAUCUGUGGUAUUUAUUUUUAUCCAAAGAAAUGUCGUCUGCAUUUAUUUGUAGCUUUUUUAAAAAUAAAAUCAUUGUGUAUUAAUUAGAUGCAGUCAUGUGUUUACACGGUAAGCGUUCCGAUGUGUUUAAUCCGUGCGAAGCUUCGCUGCUGUGGCACAGCGUUCAUGAGCUUUGUCGUAGGAAACUAAGGGUAAAAAAAGCAUUGUAAUGUGAAUACUGAAAGUAUUUGGAACUGUUACAAAUUUGUAUUUAAAAAAAAA
Messenger RNA from Bombyx mandarina (wild silkworm), 5956 nucleotides. RefSeq lists its product as uncharacterized. Gene Ontology annotation, molecular function: metalloendopeptidase activity. Gene Ontology annotation, biological process: Notch signaling pathway; membrane protein ectodomain proteolysis. NCBI's taxonomy places the organism in Eukaryota, Metazoa, Arthropoda, Insecta, Lepidoptera, Bombycidae. The record is from RefSeq and is a predicted model, not a curated record. Gene Ontology annotation, cellular component: plasma membrane.